UUUGAUUUUUAUCCUCUAUCUUAUCUAUAAUUAUAUUAAUCUAAGGCACAUGUAAUAUGAAUAAAUAGAAAUAACAAUGGGUUUAUUAACGGAUCCUCGAGCAGGAUCUGGAAAAAUAAUAAAAUUUUUAUUAAAAUGGGAACAACCCCUUUGUUAUUUUUUAUAUAUAAGUGGUAUUAUAUGGAUGUUACUUCUUGCUUUACCCGUAUUUAAUGACAGUAAGUAUAAAAUUGAAAUACAAAUAGCAAAGCAUUAUUAUGUACAUUUAUUGCAUGAAAUGAAACAAUAUCCAGAUAUAAUGCCAUAUGCAUGGUUAGCUGCUACAUUAAACCAGCUUCAUUUAGAUGUUUUUUUACAUAAUUUUACAUUAAUAUAUCCUUUCCAAGAACAACAAUUUAUAGGUCAAAAUAUAUAUGGAAUUAUAAGAGCUUCAAGAGCAGCCAGUACAGAAGCAAUUGUAGUAAGUGUUCCUUUUAGACCAAUUAAUAGUAUUUAUUUGGAUACUACACCUUCUAUUGCUCUACUUCUUGCAUUUGCUAAAUUUUGUAGAAGUAAGUAUUUACAUAAAUAUAUAAAUAUAUAUAUUUNUGGUAAUGAAGGGGUAUUAUUAUCUGGAGAUCUUCCUGGUCGCGCUGGUUCAAUUCAAGCUGCUAUUAAUUUGGAAUUACAUUCAAUGAAGAUUUCAUCUAUUGAUGUUAAAAUAGAAGGAUUAAAUGGACGAUUACCUAAUUUAGAUCUUUUUAAUUUGGCACAAAAUAUGAUAACUAAAGAAGGAAUUCGGCAAUCGUUUCAAAGACGUUUUGAUGUUAAAUAUAAAAACAAAUUUAAAAAUUGGUGGUAUCAUUUUAAUACUCUUCUGAUGAUGAUCACAAGUCAAGCUACUGGAAUUCCAACAGGAAAUCAUGGAUUAUUCCAUAGAUUUGGUAUUGAAGCAAUUACUUUAGAAGGUUUUGAAAAAGCUGGUCACCAAAGUUCUGAUGGAAAUUUUUAUCAAGUUGGUCGUAUUGUAGAAAGUAUUAUACGAUCAUUAAAUAAUUUGUUAGAACGUUUUCACCAAUCUUAUUUCUUUUAUUUACUUCCAUCAACUGAUACUUAUAUUUCUAUUGGGCUUUAUAUAAGAUCUUUAGUUUUAAUUAUUGCUGGAAUAUUUAUAAAAGCUUUUUCAAUGUGGCAAAGACUUCAAAUAUCUAAUUCUGUAGAAGAUAAAAAAAUUCCUAUUGUUAAGCAAUCAAAGGAUGGAUUAGAUAUUGGUGUUAUUACAUCAGAAAUAUUAUGGGUUCAUAUUUGUGGAAUUAUGAUUACAACAUCCCCAGUUAUAUUUACUUAUUUUGGCAGAGAAAUGAAUUUUCGUACAGAAGAUUCUAUAUAUUUUGGUUUCAUGGCUAUAACUAUUUUAACAUUAAUAUGGCCUUUGUAUUGCAAACGACAAAUGAAGUAUAAAAAUGCAGUUUUAAUUUGUGUAAUUGCAUUAGUAGAAUUAGGUACAAUAUUAAUGUGUAUAGCAAUGCAUAAUUUUUCUCUAGCACUUCUUGUGGCUGUAAUUUAUGUACCUAUUAUUUUAUCAAUAACACCAAAACAAAACUUCACAAAGUAAGUAAGUUCUACCUUGAAAAUAGUUUUUUG
Molecule: messenger RNA, 1623 nt
Organism: Apis dorsata (giant honeybee)
Lineage: Eukaryota; Metazoa; Arthropoda; Insecta; Hymenoptera; Apidae
Gene: GAA1
Product: glycosylphosphatidylinositol anchor attachment 1 protein
Exons: 9
Coding region: 77-1594 (505 amino acids)
Biological process (GO): attachment of GPI anchor to protein
Cellular component (GO): GPI-anchor transamidase complex; membrane
Source: RefSeq, a predicted model, not a curated record